This is a messenger RNA of Mesorhabditis spiculigera, 924 nucleotides long. NCBI's taxonomy places the organism in Eukaryota, Metazoa, Nematoda, Chromadorea, Rhabditida, Rhabditidae. The record is from the annotation of a GenBank genome assembly.
AUGCUGGCCCAAACCGUGAAGCUUCAGGUGCCGGCUUGGGAUCGGCCGAAAAAGGGCAACUACAUCGAGCUGGACGCGCAGUCGCGCAUCUCCUUCCUGCACGCCGAGGCGGACUUUGCCCUCGACAAGCUCGUCCCCGGGGAUAUCGUCCAAAAGGUGAACGACAAGAAGCAAGUGGACCCGCUGUCCUACGAGGAGCAGCUACACGGCAAGGGUGAUGUCCAGCUGGAGGUGUUGCGCGACGGCCACAUCGAGCCGGUGCCCCUUGAGCGGACCGCCAAGCUGGGCGUCAAGCGCCGCCCGCAGUUUAUGUAUUUGGGGCUGAACUGCGGUCAAGGCGACCCGACCAAGGGCCAACCGCUUGGCAUCGUCGCCGGCCCCAAGGAGAAGCGCAUCUUUGUCGGGCAGGUGGCCAAGGGCAGCGUGGCGGACGGGACGCUUAUCGCCGGCGACGCCAUCCUCGAGCUCGACGGCGAGUCGAUCGGCGACAACGCAAAGCUGCUGAUUCGACGCAUUUCUGAGUUGAUGCAGUCGAAGGGGCAGCUGAAAUGCAUCGUCGAGCGCCCGAUUUUCGAGCACGUCGCCCGGGCAAUUGCUGAUGACAUCACCGAAAAGACGAUCGAAGGUCGACCUCAAAUGGCGGCCGACUCGCUUGAGAUUGGGUGCCGAGCUGCGCGGGAAUACCUCAGAACGGGCCGAUACGAGAAGCCGAAAUCGAUUCUGAUCUCAGGAAAAGGGUUCCCCCAGAAAACAAAGGACGACAAGCACAUCGAGUUCAAGGAAAAGCUCGAAAAGGAGGUCUCAAUCGGCACCAAUGUGAAACCGAACGAGAAGCUGGCCGAGCCGUCGAAGGACGAGGACAAGCAGUACGGCUCGAUCCGCCGCCAGCGCAUCCCCUUCUACGAGGACUUUUACGAUGUGCUC